Messenger RNA from Chinchilla lanigera (long-tailed chinchilla), 1588 nucleotides. RefSeq lists its product as uncharacterized. Gene Ontology annotation, biological process: positive regulation of early endosome to late endosome transport; positive regulation of protein localization to early endosome; regulation of organelle assembly. Gene Ontology annotation, cellular component: filopodium; plasma membrane; adherens junction. Lineage: Eukaryota; Metazoa; Chordata; Mammalia; Rodentia; Chinchillidae. The record is from RefSeq and is a predicted model, not a curated record. Gene Ontology annotation, molecular function: actin binding; cell adhesion molecule binding.
AUGCCGCGAUUGUUCUGCUUUGAAGGUAAAGAGUAUCUGUUCAUGAAGUUUGGCUCUGUCGCUGGCCACCCUCUUGUCGGCUGCCCCCGACACUGCGCUUCCCUGGCCGCCGCCUCCUUCCAAGCAGGCCUCCUUGAGAGUCAACUCUACGGCUUCGUGCUCUUUUGGAAGUUAGCGGACUUUGUCCAGGAGUUAACAUUUUUCCUAAAUGAGUCCUGCAAGCUGGAGAGUGAGCUGUUUUUCUCUCCUUACUGCAAGCCAGCAUCUAAGGGAGUGAAAAAGCCCUCCAUAAAUGUAAGAGAAGGGUCAAAAGACCCACCAUGGCUGGCCACUCCACAGCACAAGGUGGCUUUUGCAGUUGCCUCUGCUGCCGAGUACUGGCCUAGAAUGUUCAGUGCUUGGUUUGGAACCUGGCAACAGGAGCAGACCACUGCUGAGCUGGCUGAGGGAAUGGAGUGGGCACCUGGGGAACAGCCCUGGCGGGCAUCACAGGCUCAGUUACCCCCUGUGGGGUUCCUUGGGGGUCUCCUUGUUAUGUUUUCCAUCCUGGAAAAGCACAGUCCAUAUUCCUCCCCCAGGAGCCUGCGAUGCACCUCCAUGCCACCGUACCCGCUCCCUGUGUUUCCAGCUGGGUUCUUCCUAAAUUCAGCCCCAUAUAACUGCUUCAAGCUUCACUGGCCUUCUCAGAGAUUAUCAGCCACAGGGAGUUUUAGUGUUACUUUCGAGAAUAUACUCAAACAGGCGGUAGAUCAGAUCAAGAGUCAGGAGCAGCUGGCUGUGGAGCUUUUAGAAUAUACUGCCAAGAUCGCCCUGCUGGAGGAGGCGUGGUGGCGCAAGGAGGACGAGGUGGAGGAGUGGCAGCACAGUGGCUUCAGAGAAGCCCAGGACUACCUGGUGAAGACCAAGGAAGAGCUGCACCUGGUAAUGACGGCCCCGCCACCCCCGCCACUGCAUGUAUGAACUUGUGAGUUACCACAUGUAGGAGAGCUGCAGGAGGAGGGCGCGGAGCCCAUGGGCUACAGCGCUGAGCUCUCCAGCAAGGGCAUCCUGGACCACCGCAACGAGGAGAAGCGCAUCAGGGAGGUGGAGAAGAAUGAGCGUGUGCAGUGGCAGUUGCUGACUCUGAGCAGCGAGUUGUCCCAGGCCACAGAUGAGAACAAGAGGACCUACAACGACAUCAUCUACAGCGAGAACAUGAGGCAAGGCCGGGACAAGUACAAGACCCUGCGCCAGGUCCGGCAGGGCAGCACCAAGCAGCGCAUUGAGGAGUUGGAGGCCAUGUAGAGACCAGGGCAGUGCAUAGGGCACUGGGAGCUCUGGCAGAGGGUCCAGGCAGCCUGGGCACCCAGGCUCUUUAGUACUCCAAAUCUAGAAACCCUUUCCCCGUGUUCCAGGUCUCUUAAAGAGCAGUUACCGGAUGGAAGUACUCUGGGCUGGGCGCCACCCUGGUUAUUUUUCCCAGCUGUAUCAUAGUGCCAAAAAGGCCUGAUUUUUAUAAUUAUCCAAUCACUUCCUGUUGUAUCCUUGGAGCAGGACUGAUGGAAUUAAGAUGCCUGUAAAAUCCAAGUACAAACUUUACACUAGUAUU